This is a messenger RNA of Trifolium pratense (red clover), 1221 nucleotides long. RefSeq names its product putative nuclease HARBI1. The coding region runs from base 1 to 1221 and encodes 406 amino acids. The transcript is spliced from 2 exons. Lineage: Eukaryota; Viridiplantae; Streptophyta; Magnoliopsida; Fabales; Fabaceae. The record is from RefSeq and is a predicted model, not a curated record.
AUGUCUUCUAAUCAAAUCAAUGAGCAUUCGAGAAAAGUUAAAAAAAGAAAAUGUGGAUUUUAUAAGAUAUGUUUUGCAGCAGCAGCAAUUGCUUUUGACUAUCAUAUGAAGUACUUGAUGAAACAAGGUAAUAGAUUUCUUUAUUCUCAUGGAUGGACUUGGGUUCGAGAAACUCUUAACACUCCAGGUGAAAGUUAUAACAUGUUUAGGAUGGAAACUCAUGCCAUAUUGAAACUUGAAAAAUUAUUGGUGAGUAAAGGAUGGUUACAUCCAUCUAAAGAAAUGACAUCAUUAGAAGCACUUACUAUGUUUCUUUGGACUUGUGCGCAUAGUGAGACUAAUCGAAAUGUUCAAAAUAAAUUUGGAAAAUCAGGAGAGACUAUAAGUAGAAAGUUUGGGGAAGUCUUGGAAAGUUUAUGUUUAUUAGCAAAGGAAAUCGUAAGGCCUCCAGAUGUUAACUUUGCAGAAAUUCCAUCCAAAAUAAAAAACGAUCGCAGGUAUUGGCCUCAUUUUAAAGGAUGCAUUGGUGCAAUAGACGGAACUCAUAUUCCCGCCAUUGUUCCUACUAAAGAUCAAAUUCGUUAUAUUGGUAGAAAAGGAUAUCCAACACAAAAUGUCAUGUUAGUGUGCAACCUAGACAUGUUAUUUACUUUUGUUGUUGUUGGUUGGCCUGGUACUGCACAUGACACUCAUAUCCUUUCAUCAGUGAUUGAAGAAAUGAAAAGUGUGUUCCCUCAUCCUCCUGAAGGAAAGUACUAUCUGGUUGAUGCUGGAUAUCCAAACAUGAAAGGGUAUCUAUCACCAUACAAGGGUGAAAGGUAUCACAUUCCUGAUUUUAGAGUUGGCAGUCAAGCAGAAGGAAUGCAUGAAGUAUUCAAUCAUGUACAUUCUUCGUUGAGAAAUGUCAUUGAAAGAACAAUUGGAGUUUGGAAGAAAAGAUGGCAUAUCUUAUGUGAUAUGAGACCAUUUUCACUAAUCAAACAACAGAAGAUUAUAGUUGCAACAACAGCACUCCAUAACUUUAUUCGAAUAUGUGGUGUUGAAGAUGAAGAAUUUAACAAAUGUGAUGAUGCAUCUGGAUAUAUUAUCGAGCCCGAAGAAGAAAGAAAUAUAAAUGAAGAAAUGAGUUUAUAUAAUCCAAGAAGAGUACAAGAUAGAGGCUACAUGAAUAGAGUUAGAAAUCAAAUAGGCGCUGCAUUGAUGGAAAGUAGAAAUAUUUGA